AUGUCACCCUUUUCGCCAGCCGACGGAGGUGCUGCCUCCGCCGCAGCCACCAACUCCACUGCCCACCCGCGCAAUGCCUGCAACCAUGGAAACCGCCACUACUUUCUCCUCUGUGGCCGGCAACAGUACAGGCCUCGAGUCCAGACGACCAAAGCUAACGGGCGUUUUGUCGUCGCCGUCAGCAACGCGCCCAGCCCCGAGUUCCCUGUGGACCCGACUCUCCACUACUUCUUGUUCCUGCACUCGCCCCUCCUCAGCACUCUCGACGCCCUUAGCUCGUCCACUACUCCCUCGCCGGGGGCUACUGCAGUUUUGGUUGGCUUGGCUCUCGGGCCUUUUGGGCAUACCCACGCCCCCCAUCAUCAUCAAGGUCAAUCGCUGAAGUGCCCGUCUCCGCGCCUCAGGUUUGCACUCGGACACUUUAACAAAAGCGACACCGUUAACCAUGAUAAACAGCAUACCCACAACUAUCCCUUGACCGGUCAUCCUCCGUUUGGUGGCGGUGCUCACUUCUCUUUGCCGUUGUUUGGUUCCCAGUAUCCCCAACCUGACGCCUCGCGUCCUUCCGUGCCGAAUCAGCAACCUUAUAAUCACAACCAUGUCGAAUCUUCUCCCUUGGGCCCGCGGCGCUACUGA
Molecule: messenger RNA, 636 nt
Organism: Chaetomium fimeti
Lineage: Eukaryota; Fungi; Ascomycota; Sordariomycetes; Sordariales; Chaetomiaceae
Exons: 8
Coding region: 1-636 (211 amino acids)
Source: RefSeq, a predicted model, not a curated record